UACAUUUCAGUUCAAGCUAAUUACAAAACUAACAAAAUUAGCUACCUGUAAUUUACAAUAAGUACUUAUAUUAGUAGAAUUAUGUAAAUUAAUUUUUUAAUGCAACUCCAUUCAUUCACGGAACCCACAAAAGACCACUAAAUUUAAAAAAUUUGAGUUUUCGAAAAGUCCGGAUUCUCGGGUGGUCCGGAUUCCUGGCAUCCGGAUUUUUGGGCUUUUACUGUAAUCUAACUUAAUCAAAAUACUGUACUGUACAUAUAAUGUAAGCUCUUCAGGUUAGUUAAGAAUGGUUGUGCUUUAUUUGAUUGGUUUAGCCCUGCAGCCUCCCUAUUAGAACUUUCUGACGAAACCAUCAUAAUUUAAUCAUUAUGUUCAUGAGCUCAAACUCGUUUCUUUCCUUAAUACCAUACUGAAUACGUUAUGCAUUUUUUCCCAUUGAAACAAUCCCUUGUAAGAACUCUAUUAAAAAAAAUGGUGCUCUUGUCCUUAUCUUUAUCCAAAUCCUGAAAUUUGUCCCCCUCCCUCAUUUGUUUUCCCACAGUAACUUGUAUUGUUUCCCCAUAUUUACAAAUUACCUGUGCAGUAUACAGAAAGUGCCUAAAUUAGGUAAUCUAUUCCAUUAAGCCUACAGUUGUGGGGGAGUUGCCCACAUAAGUACUUUAACCAGUCUUCUUGUUGACAGAUUGAAAUGUCAAGAGGACUUGGAAGAAACGUGUUCUACCUCUAUGACAAAUCAACACUUAUAUAUGAAAUUCUAGAAAGGAAGUGUAUUACAGAAGUUCCAUCUUUAUUUUAGUGUUGGAUGUUUUUCAAGUUACGUUUGAGAACUCUGGAGAAUGUUAACCAAUUUGAAAAUUAUAUCUAUCCUUACCUAUGCAAGCCUCUAAGAUUUAUGUACUUGUACCAAUCUUAUUCUCAUCUACACUCUUGUGAUAAGAAGAUUGAGAGUUUCUAGCUGUAAGUAAAUUAGGCUUAAAUGGUAGUUCUUGAUAUCUAGAACACCAAUAAAUAAAUGGCCAGUGUCUCAUUCAGUGUUACAUUUUGGUGUCUAUUCUGCAGUCUAUAAAGCAACUUACCUGCUGCAGGUGUUUGAAGGAAAUUAAUUAUUGAUAUCCACAUAUUAUAUAUUACAUAAUGCAAUUUUGUUUUUAGUGAAUGUAAUUGGUUAGUAAACCAUAAAAUGGCAAGGAAAACUUUUGAGUGCAAGCUCUGUAAAAAAAUUUUUACCAAGAAGUAUAAAUUUGAUAAACAUAUAAAUACCCAUGUGGCAUGUAAGAGUCUUAAGUGUAAUGUGUGUAAUAAAAUAUGCUCAAGUAAUGCCCGGUUGAAUCGUCACAUGAGAGUCCACUCAAACGUGGAACCUUUGAAAAGAGAGAUCCGUAAGAAAGGAUAUGCACAACAGGUUUUGGGAUCCUUAAAUGAGGAUUAUCAUGAUUGUGAACACUGUGAUGAACAGUUCAAAAGCAAGAGUAAAUUGAAUGAGCACAUGCGGAAGCACAUCCUUGAAGAACCUUAUGAAUGUGAGGUCUGUCUUCAGGAAAUCUUUCCAACAGAUAAUCAUAACUGUCUUGAUUUGCAAAAACAUGAUGAGAAAUAUAACUGCCCAGAUUGUGAUGAUAAAUAUGAAGACUUAACCAAAUGUCUUCAGCAUAUGAAAAAUCACAGAGGUAAAGCUUUCCUGGACUGUAAACUAUGUGGUCAAGUCUUCACUCACACCUUGUCUCUAAAGUGCCACAUGAAUAACCAUAAGCGUGGGAAACCAUAUACAUGUAAAGUGUGCAACAAAAAAUUUGGGAAUUAUGGUGAUUAUCUCUGUCAUAAAAAGUUACAUCCAAGGAAUAAAUUCUAUGAUUGUGUUCUUUGUCCAAGGACCUUUUUGAGGCCUCAUUUGCUCAAGGCACAUAUGUUGCAGCACUUGGGGGAAAAACACUACAGAUGUAAUUUGUGUAACACAAUGUUUGCCAGAAAAGACACCCACAGACGUCAUAUGCAGCAGUUUCAUCCUGGGUUUAAAAAAUGUGUUUUUAAACUAAAGUCUGCUAAAUGUAACACAACAGUACCCAAGAAAGACAAACUUCAGAAUGAGGGUAAAGAGUCCAAACUUUCCAUGAGAAAUAGUAUUAUAAAGCAAGAAAAUGAUGUAGGCAAAAAGACGACUUUGGAAGAUGUAUUAAAAACCUUUAAACAUCCAGCUGGGUUUUCAAAGAAGGCUAAGAAUUCAGGGCUUCAAAAUGAAAGUUUACCCAAUGUAGGUGCAAGUAAUUCCAGUAAGAUUCGUGAAGUUCAUGCUGAGAAAGGUCUUGUCUUUGAGGAGUCUGAAGAUGACAUUCCUCUUAUCCACAUUGGGAGUAAUAUCCUUAUCAAAUGUGAAAGUUUGUCAAGGAAUUGUUCAAGUUCAAGUAAGCAGAAUAUGUCAGAAAAUAAUGAUGAUGAUAAUUGUUCAACUUUGUCUGGUAAUUCAAAUUCUAAUAUGGGUAUCAGGAAGAUGAGUGAGUGCAAUAUUUGUGGAAAAGUGUUCAUCAAUGACAUUGUUCGCACCUACCACUAUGUGAGACAACACAUAAGUGAAGAAUGUAAUCAGUGCAUGAGAUGUGGUCAGGUAUUUUUUAACAUAACUGAUUUUAUGAGUCACCAGAUCCAUCAUAAAUCUCUCAGAACUGUCUGAAGUGUGGGACUGAUUCUUGUUGUGAUGUUUGUGUUUUAUACUAUUUAUAAAAUUAAAAUACAGUUAUGAUGUUUAUUAAAUACUUGUUUAAACUUGGUGGUCAUGUACUUUUUUCCUGAAUAAAACCUUAGUUCUUA
This is a messenger RNA of Homarus americanus (American lobster), 2802 nucleotides long. RefSeq names its product zinc finger protein 761-like. The coding region runs from base 1181 to 2665 and encodes 494 amino acids. The record is from RefSeq and is a predicted model, not a curated record. NCBI's taxonomy places the organism in Eukaryota, Metazoa, Arthropoda, Malacostraca, Decapoda, Nephropidae. Gene Ontology annotation, molecular function: RNA polymerase II transcription regulatory region sequence-specific DNA binding; DNA-binding transcription factor activity, RNA polymerase II-specific. Gene Ontology annotation, cellular component: nucleus. The transcript has 2 exons. Gene Ontology annotation, biological process: regulation of transcription by RNA polymerase II.